Messenger RNA from Ilex paraguariensis (yerba mate), 339 nucleotides. Lineage: Eukaryota; Viridiplantae; Streptophyta; Magnoliopsida; Aquifoliales; Aquifoliaceae. The record is from the annotation of a GenBank genome assembly.
AUGGUCGUCAAAGAGAGUGAUGGUGUCAAUGAAGAUGAACAUAGCAAAGUGCAUCUCUUUACUAGCUAUCUCCACACUAUGAGGAACGUCUCAAUCAGAUUCAUUACUUUUUGGUGUAGGAUUGUGUGCCCUGGUGAAGGUCUUCCUCCUGAACUUGUUCAAGACAUGUUUCAUAGCAGUCGAUGGGUUUCUCAGGAAGGCUUAGGGUUGAGUAUGUGCAGGAAAAUUUUAAAGCUUAUGAAGGGUGAAGUCCAAUAUAUCAGAGAGUCAGAAAGAUGCUAUUUCUUAAUUAUCAUUGAGCUUCCCAUGCCUCAGAGAGGCGAAAAGAAUGAAAGCUAG